Messenger RNA from Lodderomyces oxycetoniae, 1587 nucleotides. RefSeq lists its product as uncharacterized. Bases 1 to 1587 code for a protein of 528 amino acids. The record is from RefSeq and is a predicted model, not a curated record. NCBI's taxonomy places the organism in Eukaryota, Fungi, Ascomycota, Pichiomycetes, Serinales, Debaryomycetaceae. The transcript has a single exon.
AUGACAGACAUUGAACAGUACAAGGAUCCAAUAUUAUCGUUGGUGACAGAUCCAAAUUUGAACAAGGACCAGCUAAAGUCCAACCAGCUAAGAAAACUAAUACGCGAAAUCAGUGUCCGUAAAAUCAAUAAACUAUGUUCCUCCAGUUUUAUUGUUCUUCAAACUUUAGAAAAGAUCCAGCUAAAAUUCAAGAGCUGGGAGUUCCUCUCGCUUGAGUAUAAUUCAGAAGAGCAUUUUGCUCACAAGGACGAUAAGAUAAGAAUAUUCAAUACCGGUGUUGCCGAUAAAGUUAUUAAUGCAUGCACGGAACUUAAUAUCAAGAUGGUUAAAAUCUCCCUGGAUAUAGAUUUAUUAAGUAAGCUGUCCAAGACUUUGAAUCUUUCGGAGUUAAUGAGUGACGAUGGCGCCAUGUUGACAAGUUUGCUACUUCGUAUUAUCAAAUCUAAAAACGAGGUGAUUGAGCAAUUGUCGAUUUUCUACUCGAAAGCGAAAUUAAUUUUGAUUGGACGAGAUUUGGAGAUAUUAAAUGAAGGAGAGGGAGACGAAAACACAGUAGAUUAUUACAAAACGUUCAUUGUUGAGCUUCUACGACAAUUGAAUGAUGCUAUAAAUGAAAAUGAUUUUGAUGCAAAAUACGAGUGCUUGGCCGUGAUCAAUGAUUUGGAAAGGAUGUUUGAAAAGUACAAGAUGGAAAGAAUGAUAGAUAAGGGCAUCGAAGAGUAUGAUAAUCAACAAAAACAGAGACAGAGACAGAUUCCACGUUAUCACCAAGAGGACGAGGACAACCAUCAUCAUCAUGAAUCAGCUUCAACGGGCAUGACUGACGCACAUUCAAUUUUUGAUGAAGAAUUCCCUUCGAGUAUGGGUGAGCCACACAGCCCCGAGGAUACAUUUUCAGAAUAUUCCAUGUCUGCAGUUUCUACUGCUCAAUUGCCUUUGGUUCACUCAAUAACAAACCAAGGUAGCAACAGAGCUAAGGACUCCGUUUAUGAUUAUGGUUCAAGUAGUAUGUAUAAGUCAACCAUUUCAGAGGAACUACCAUAUUUGAUGACGGCGUUCAGCUCAGCAAAGAAUUUCAAAGAAGACGUUAGUCAUUAUAAACAGGAAGAAGAGGAAGAGGAGAUUGAGGAGCAGAAGAAGGAUGAGCGCGAAACUAGAAUGAAGAAAUCAAAUAAGAAUAGGCAAAAUACACCACAAUCAGCACAGCAGCAGAUGCAGCAGCAACAGCAACAGCAACAGCAACAACAGCAACAACAACUACAACAGCAACAACAGGAACAACAACAGGGGCAGCAGGUGAAGAAGCCAUUCUUUCAUAAAGCGAGCGGAUUGCCAAAUAGUAACUUAUACGCAGACGCUCGCCUUAUUCAGCAACAGCAAGUACCUAGUCCAAUUUUAAAUAACUCACUAUUAAGGACGUUGGGGAUUAGACCACAAGUUAUAAGUAUACCCCAAAAUAGCAUAUUCAAAAACGAGAAGGAGACAAACAAAAAGCAAGAAGAGGUGAACGAAUUUGGUUUCCAAAAAAAGCGGUUGCUUUUGACAGAGGAAAACGUGCAUCAUUUAAAUCGUGAUCUUGUUGAUUGA